Anoplopoma fimbria (sablefish) is the source of this 3208-nucleotide messenger RNA. RefSeq names its product kinesin family member 2a (gene kif2a). The transcript is spliced from 21 exons. The record is from RefSeq and is a predicted model, not a curated record. Bases 125 to 2368 code for a protein of 747 amino acids. Lineage: Eukaryota; Metazoa; Chordata; Actinopteri; Perciformes; Anoplopomatidae. Gene Ontology annotation, biological process: microtubule-based movement. Gene Ontology annotation, molecular function: microtubule motor activity; ATP binding; microtubule binding.
CACCACCGCCACCGCUCCGUUACGCUAGCUCAUCCUAUUGCUCAUCCAAACACAAGAAGCUGCAUUUACCCGACAGAUAACAAGUCUUAAAACCCGUUUGUGUUAACUGUUUAAGUAAUGUAGAAUGGCUUCGUGUUUUGGGAAGAUCGUCGUCGGUACUUAUGUGGAGAUAAAGCGCAGUGAUGGACGUAUACACCAGGCAAUGGUGACCUCACUGAAUGAGGACAACGAGAGUGUCACAGUGGAGUGGAUAGAAAAUGGAGACACAAAAGGGAAAGAGAUCGAUUUGGAGAGUAUAUUUGCACUUAACCCAGAUGUGGCUCCAGAUGAGGAAAUUGCCCCUAGUCCAGAGACUCCCCCACCACCUACACCCACAUGUGUGAAGGUCAACAAAAUUGCCAAGAAUCGUCGGACGAUAGCCCCUAUUAAGAAUGACACUCCGUCCAGGGAUAAUAGAGUAAUUCCGACCCGGGCCAGACAGCCACAACCACAACCUCAACAGCCAGAGCCUGCACCACCACCCCAAUCUCUGCUGCCCACUCCGCUCACUCAAGCUCAGACACAACAGCAACUGCAGAAUGCGAGGAGGAAGUCAAACUGCGUGAAGGAGGUGGAGAAACUGCAGGAGAAGAGAGAGAGGCGCCGGAUUCAGCAACAGGAGCUCAGGGAGAAGAGAGCUCAGGAGGUGGAUACCACCAUCCCUAACUAUGAGAUCAUGUACAUGAUCCGAGAUUUCCGAGCCAGUCUAGACUACCGACCCCUGACCACAGCGGAUCUGAUUGAAGAGCACAGAAUAUGUGUUUGUGUGAGGAAACGUCCACUCAACAAGAAAGAGUUGGCCAUGAAGGAUUUAGACGUGAUCACCAUCCCCAGUAAGGACGUGGUGAUGGUUCAUGAACCAAAACAAAAAGUGGACCUGACCCGCUACCUUGAGAACCAGACCUUCCGCUUUGACUACGCCUUUGAUGACAGCACCACCAAUGAGAUGGUUUACAGGUUCACUGCCAGACCUCUAGUGGAGACCAUUUUUGAGAGGGGCAUGGCGACCUGCUUUGCCUACGGGCAGACAGGCAGCGGAAAAACACAUACUAUGGGUGGAGAUUUCUCUGGGAAGAACCAAGACUGCGCUAAAGGAGUUUAUGCAUUAGCUGCUCGGGAUGUAUUUCUCAUGUUGAAGAAACCCAACUACAAGAAGUUAGAUCUACAAGUGUACGCGACCUUCUUUGAAAUUUACAGCGGAAAGGUGUUUGACCUGCUGAAUCGUAAAACUAAGCUGAGGGUGCUGGAGGACGGCAAACAGCAAGUCCAGGUUGUUGGGCUUCAGGAGAAGGACGUCAAGUGCACGGAGGAGGUCUUGAAACUCAUAGAAGUGGGCAACAGCUGCAGAACAUCAGGGCAGACGUCAGCCAACGCCCACUCAUCUCGCAGCCACGCCGUUUUCCAGAUAAUUCUUCGGAGGAAGGGGAAAAUGCACGGCAAGUUCUCCCUCAUCGACCUCGCAGGCAAUGAGAGGGGGGCUGAUACAUCUAGUGCUGACCGCCAAACUCGUCUGGAGGGAGCUGAGAUCAACAAAAGCCUUCUUGCCCUAAAGGAGUGCAUCAGAGCUCUUGGCCGUAACAAGCCUCACACUCCAUUCAGAGCCAGUAAACUGACUCAGGUCCUGAGGGACUCUUUCAUCGGGGAAAAUUCACGCACAUGCAUGAUUGCAACAAUCUCUCCCGGUAUGACAUCCUGUGAGAAUACCCUCAACACACUACGCUACGCCAACAGAGUGAAGGAGUUUGGGAUUAGUCCGUCUGACAUCCCCUUCUCCCAGGGCGGUCAGGGGAGUCGCUCUGAUCUCUCGCCCACCAAUACCUUUGAGUAUGAUGACUUUGCUGCUACCUCUCCCAGCAGGGUGAAGGAGCUGACGGUGGACACUAACCAAGCGAUGGAGGGGGGUCGACCCAACAUCAAUGCCGUCAACCAGCUGGAUCUUUUGGACGAGGACUGGCUGAGUAUCUCGCCGCAGAGAGAUGACCUCAAAUUGCUCUGUGAGCAGAAUGAGGAGGAAGUGUCUCCGCAGCUCUUUACUUUCCACGAGGCAGUGUCUCAGUUAGUUGAGAUGGAGGAGCAGGUCCUGGAGGACCACCGGGCUGUUUUCCAGGAGUCUAUCAGAUGGUUGGAAGAUGAAAAGGUACUUCUGGAGAUGACAGAAGAGGUGGAUUAUGACGUGGAGUCGUACGCCACUCAACUGGAGCAGAUCCUAGACCAGAAGAUAGAAAUCCUCACUGAGCUCCGAGAUAAAGUGAAGUCAUUCCGCUCUACACUCCAGGAGGAGGAGCAAGCAAGUAAGCAGAUCAAUCCCAAGAGGCCACGUGCUCUUUAGAGCAUUGAAGGUGAAGAGGUUGAAGUGGCCCAUACAGAAACAUAACCACUAGAUGUUCAGCACAACGCGGGCUGUCUCUAGCAGCUGUGAAAUUGGAAUAAAAGGACAGUCUGAUGUACCAACAGGCUCAAGGAAUCGCACUCAUUUUUAUCCCUCUCCUAACAAAACUGGCUGUUCAUUCACUUUGGUCUCAUAGAGUUCUUAGGAAAGAUAAUAGUUGUAUUUCCUUCAUGGAGAGUGUUUAGUCUCCCCUCUCUGUUCUUAUUAAAUUAUUUUCUUUUAUACCUGUUUGUACUUUCUUUGGACAGAAUAUUUUUCACCUGGUUUCAGAAGAGAUCUUCAUUGAACAUGUUUUUAAGGUUUACCUUACAAAACCAGGAUUUGAUUUCUGGUUGCCCUGGCUGACAUGUCUGCAUGUGCACUCUGUGAUAGCGUAUGUACGCCACUGCCGUUGGUUUUUAUGCUUUUGGGUCCUCAGUUGGCAUUGUACAGUCAUAUUGUUAUAAGCGGUCUCUUCUCUCUUUUCCUUCCUUCUCGGAGCUUUUAACGGUUUGGAAGAAACCUUUAACCACACAGUGCUUCUUCCUUUGUGUUUCUUUCCUUAUGACCCUGAGGAUUUUACAUGUAGUUUGCUUCAGUUUGUGCCAUGUCGCUCUAUGUGGCAACUGAUUUAAAAACUCUUACUUAACGUAAACCAUGUUUUCCAGCCCUGUUUAACACUUUGUUAUAAAACUGAAACUAGAAAAAAACUGCUAUUAAUAAAUGUAUAGUAAAAACCACUGAUCUACCAUCGGUUAUGUUUCAGUGUUUGCACCAGAUGUAAUGCUGAAUGAAGAAUAA